Messenger RNA from Caenorhabditis remanei, 756 nucleotides. RefSeq lists its product as uncharacterized. Lineage: Eukaryota; Metazoa; Nematoda; Chromadorea; Rhabditida; Rhabditidae. The record is from RefSeq and is a predicted model, not a curated record. The transcript is spliced from 3 exons. Bases 1 to 756 code for a protein of 251 amino acids.
AUGCUCUUUAUCUUCUCAUUCCUUCUUGUUCCAUUCACUGCUAACGCCGCUAUCAGUGGUGAUUUAAAUUGCACCACCUAUAAUGGAACUUCGUUCGUCUACACCCCAGCUGCUGUCGCCUGCUCCAACACAAUCUCCGACGCUGCUUGUGAAGUUCUCUAUGUUGCUCCUGAUACCACUGCGGGAUAUCCAUCUGCUGGAACUGAUGCUGAAAGACCAUUGGCUUGUUAUACAACGGCUUCUGCAACCCCAGCUGCAGUCGUUCAAGAUAUGAAGACUGCUGCGUUGGAUACUUGCGCUAAGACUUGUGGAUUGUGCUGUCAGACUGAUGCCUAUAACUGUCCGAAUGUUGCUUACCCACGCCUUGACUGCGCCACCAUCACAACCGCCCAAUGCAAUUCCGUAAUCUGGAGAUCAAUCAUUGCCACCGAUUGCCCAUCAGCUUGUGGAUUCUGUAACGAAGGAGGAUGCGUUGAUUCUGUUGUUGAUUGUGCCACUGAUAUCUCCAUCUGCACCACCGUCGGAAUGCAAGACUUUGUCAACACCUACUGUCAAAGAACAUGCGGAAGAUGCCCAUCAUCAACUACCGCUUCGUCAAGCACCACUGCAUCUUCCUCAUCCUCCACCUGCACAUCUUACAAUGCUGAUAGCUCUUCUCACUGUGCUAACUGGGCCACUAAUGGAUUCUGCACCAACACCUUCUACACCAGUGCUCAACGCAAGGCGUACUGUGCUUCAACUUGCAAGAUUUGCUAA